CUCUACUGUCAGCAGUGCAUCCUCGGCAGCAAGGGAGGUAGUGCUCGAGUGUUUGUGUAGUGCGUGUGUUGUUGUUGUUGUUGUUGUGUGACAAAGAAGCUCACCCAUGAUGCAGAGUGGCCUGUUGCUGCUGGCCCUGGUGGCCGGAGCGUUGUCCGCCCCUGUGGACGUGCCGAGCCCUGCCAAAUGCAAAGACGCCGUGGUGAUGGGGGCGGCCGAACAGGCCCUGGCCAAGAUCAACGCAGACCGCAAGGAGGGCUACACCUUCGCACUCAACAGCGUGGCCAACGCUCACAUGAUGGAGCACGGAGCCAAUGGCAUUGUCUUUUAUCUGACCCUGGAUGUAGAAGAGACCCAGUGCCACGUGCUCAGCAAGAAGAGCCCCAAGGACUGUCCCGUCAGAGAGGACUCCGAUGUCCCUAUGUAUGGCCAGUGCAAAGCUGCUAUUUUCAUGAACAGACCUGCGAGGGUGGUUCGUCUCUACAAAUACUCCUGCACCAUCAGGCCAGUUCCAGCCCCCAAAAUAGCUGAGAUAUGCCCUGACUGCCCUACUGAAACCGACCUCAACGGCGAAGAGAUCUUGAAGACCAUGAACAUGGGCAUGGAGAAGUUCAACAAGGAGGGUGGACUGUCCAACUUCUUUGUUCCCAUGAACGUAACCAAGGCAACCUACUCGUCUGGCAUGGCCACAUUCUACAAUGUUGAGUUCACCAUCCAAGAGACAUCCUGCGCCAACACCACUGACCUGGCAGACAUUGCCAAGUGUGAGGUCAUGACCUGCGAAUUCGCUCACAAGGGACUGUGCAAAGCCUCCCACAGCCAUGCCCCAACUGGCGAUGAGGAUAUCACUGUCGAAUGUGAGAUCUUUGAACCAGAGGCUGCCGACAACGAGAAAGUGAAACACCAGCAGGGGGCCGAACUUGACCACAGCCACACCGCCUCCAUGACCGACCGCAGUCUGAACCACGACCACGAGCACGACCACACGGCCCCACACAAGCACUCGCACUCGCACGUCGGCCACACCCACGAGCACAGCCACGGCCCCGGCCUCACCCACACCCACGAGCACAGCCACGGCCACGGCCACGAUCACGCCCACGACGGACACGAGGAAGGCCACUCCCACCACCACACGCACGAGCACGGCCAGGGCCACGGGCACGCCCACUCGCACGACCACGCACACGACCACGACCAUGUGCACGCCCACCACGUGAAGGCCCACGACCACAGCCAGGACAAGGGGUCCAACGUGCACCACAAGUACGCACACGGGCACGAGGAGACACAUGACCAUGACCACGAGCUGGCCCUCGACCACGAGCACAAGCACCAGCACCUGCACGAGCAUGAGCACCACCAUCACCACCACGACCAUGACCAUGACCACAAGGUGGCCUACAAGCCUCAGGGGAUGGUCAUCACCGUGGCCUCCAUGGACAAGCCCAUGAUCAUGCCUUCCUUCCCCGACCAGCCCGCUGGAGAGACCCCCACCACCCUGGAGCUGCGUCCCGACCCAGACAUCCCCGGUGAGAGGGAGCCCGUGAUCAAGCCCUACCCCACCACGCGCUCUGCAGAGUGCCCCCUCGAGAUCAAGGACGCCAGGCUGGUCAACCAGAUGUUUACCCAGGAUCCUCUGUUUAAACUCGCAUGAGUUGAAUCAUGUACAUCUAUUUUAAGGGAAUAAUAAUAAUGGACUAUCGUGUCUAUAGGCUGCAAGUGUACUGUACCAAGUGAUGAAAGUGUGUUGUGAAAUAAAGUUGGGUUGAAGAAUGCUUCA
Molecule: messenger RNA, 1783 nt
Organism: Engraulis encrasicolus (European anchovy)
Lineage: Eukaryota; Metazoa; Chordata; Actinopteri; Clupeiformes; Engraulidae
Gene: fetub
Product: fetuin B
Exons: 7
Coding region: 107-1657 (516 amino acids)
Biological process (GO): negative regulation of endopeptidase activity
Cellular component (GO): extracellular region
Molecular function (GO): cysteine-type endopeptidase inhibitor activity
Source: RefSeq, a predicted model, not a curated record